Lotus japonicus is the source of this 6677-nucleotide messenger RNA. RefSeq names its product TATA-binding protein-associated factor BTAF1. Lineage: Eukaryota; Viridiplantae; Streptophyta; Magnoliopsida; Fabales; Fabaceae. The coding region runs from base 145 to 6297 and encodes 2050 amino acids. Gene Ontology annotation, molecular function: TBP-class protein binding; ATP hydrolysis activity; ATP-dependent chromatin remodeler activity. The transcript has 28 exons. The record is from RefSeq and is a predicted model, not a curated record.
AUUGGUGAAACUUAUGAAGGUACAUUGAUGCUGUAUUAGCUGCAAAAAAAGCAAUUGUGGAUGUGUUUGUCGGAUAGCAUAUUUUCUGGCUGGUACCACAAGUUUUAGGAAAAGGGAGUAAUAAAGCAUUUGGAAUGAUUUGUUAUGGCCCAGCAGUCAUCUAGGCUUCAGCGCUUGCUUACUCUCUUGGACACUGGGUCAACCCAAGCAACAAGGUUGACUGCUGCUCGUCAGAUAGGGGAUAUUGCAAAAUCACACCCUCAAGACUUAUCCAGUCUUCUUAAGAAGGUUUCUCAAUAUUUGCGGAGUAAAAAUUGGGAUACAAGAGUUGCAGCUGCCCAUGCAAUUGGGUCUAUUGCUGAGAAUGUUAAACACAUAAGCCUGAAUGAACUUAUUACUUCUGUCGUGUCAAAAAUAUCGGAGUAUGGGAAAUCUUGUAGCGUCGAGGAUCUGUGCGCAUGGCCGUAUUUACAAUCAAAAAUUUCAGGAAGCUCAUUUAGAAGCUUUGAUAUGAACAAGGUGCUUGAAUUUGGAGCUUUAUUAGCAUCUGGUGGACAGGAAUAUGAUAUUGGAAAUGAUAAUUCAAAGAACCCGAAGGAGCGAUUGGUUCGCCAGAAGCAAAAUCUUCGACGUCGAUUAGGUUUGGAUGUCUGCGAACAAUUUAUGGAUAUCAAUGAUGUAAUAAGAGAUGAAGAUCUUAUGGCACCGAAAUUUGAAUCACAGAUCAAUGGAAUAGAUCAUAGAGUUUUUACAUCUUGUUCUGUACAUAAUAUCCAGAAAAUGGUUGCAAAAAUGGUUCCUAGUGUUAAGUCUAAGUGGCCAAGUGCAAGAGAACUGAAUCUUUUGAAGCGCAAAGCAAAAAUAAACUCAAAAGACCAAACUAAAAGCUGGUGUGAAGAUGGAAGUACAGAGGCAUCAGGUGCUCAAAAUUUGACUUCAAAAGGCAUAUGUGCGGAUACAGUAAAUUAUGGCAAGGCAUUCGUGGAUGCUAAUCAUGAUGAUGACGGCUUGGAUCAUGAUGGGGAUGGACAAUGGCCUUUCAAUACUUUUGUUGAACAACUUAUUAUAGAUAUGUUUGAUCCUGUUUGGGAGAUACGGCAUGGUAGUGUGAUGGCAUUGAGAGAGAUUUUAACACAUCAAGGUGCUUCUGCUGGAGUAUUUAAACAUGAUUCACGGUUCGGUGGGACCUUGUUUGUUGAAUUAGAGGACAAAAGUAUACCAAAAAUAUUGAAGAGAGAGAGGGAAAUUGAUUUGAAUAUGCAAGUUUCAGCGGAUGAGUCUGUAUCAAACUUGAAGAAGCCAAAACUUGAAGAUUUAUCAUCAUCAACUUCUUUGGAUAGUGUGAUGACUAGCAGCAAUGAAGGUGAUAUUGAAAUCAGCAUUUGUUCUGAAACCCAUGGAAGCGAUAUACCUUUGGACAAUGUGAAUGGGAAAUUUAAUGGUAAUUCUGUUGCCAUGGAUCUGGAAUCUCCCUCUGACUCUUUACAUGAUGCAUACAACGAAUCUGCUAAUUUAGCAGAGCAGAAGGGUUAUUCUGAUGACAGUAAUAUUCCUUCUGGAAACCCUAAUGUGCUGAGAAAUCUUCCUCAGAAUUGUGAGCUGAUGAACCUGGUUAAAGUGGCUAGGAGUUCCUGGCUUCGAAAUUGUGAAUUUCUUCAAGAUUGCGUGAUACGCUUUUUGUGUGUUUUGUCACUUGAUCGCUUUGGAGAUUAUGUAUCUGAUCAGGUUGUUGCUCCUGUGCGUGAAACCUGUGCACAGGCAUUAGGUGCUACGUUUAAGUAUAUGCAUCCAGCACUAGUAAAUGAAACACUGAACAUAUUAUUGAAAAUGCAGUGUAGGCCAGAAUGGGAGAUUCGUCAUGGCAGUCUUCUUGGUAUCAAAUAUUUGGUUGCUGUGAGGCAGGAGAUGCUUUCUGAUUUGCUUGGACGUGUUCUUCCUGCAUGUAAAUCUGGGCUGGAGGACCCAGAUGAUGAUGUUCGAGCAGUUGCUGCUGAUGCUUUAGUCCCAGCUGCAGCUGCAGUUGUUGCUUUACAGGGUCAAACAUUGCAUUCAAUUGUGAUGCUGUUGUGGGAUAUAUUGCUUGAUUUGGAUGAUUUAAGUCCAUCCACCAGCAGUGUGAUGAAUCUUCUGGCAGAAAUUUAUUCUCAAGAAGAGAUGAUCCCUAAGAUGUAUAAAGUUUUUAAAUUGGGAGACAAUGAAAUAGAAAACGCAGAUGGUGGUUGUGGUGAUGAUGACGGAGAAGAAAAUCCUUAUGUGCUUUCAACUUUGGCACCGCGCUUGUGGCCUUUUAUGAGGCAUAGCAUCACAUCUGUCCGUUAUUCAGCAAUACGGACUCUGGAGAGGCUACUUGAAGCUGGAUAUAAGAGAAACAUGUCUGAGCCAUCUAGUGCUUCAUUUUGGCCCUCUUCUAUAUUUGGAGAUACCCUUCAAAUCGUCUUCCAGAAUCAGCUAUUGGAAACAAAUGAGGAUAUUUUGCAAUGUUCUGAGAGAGUUUGGAGUCUCCUUGUUCAGUGUUCUGUGGAGGACUUGGAGGCAGCUGCGAGGUCUUACAUGUCUUCUUGGAUUGAACUUGCAUCUACACCAUUUGGUUCAGCUUUAGAUUCCUCAAAGAUGUAUUGGCCUGUGGCCUUCCCAAGAAAAAGUCAACUUAGAGCAGCAGCUAAAAUGAGAGCUGUGAAAAUUGGAAAUGAAUAUGGUGGCGAUCCUGGCCUUGAUUCGACAAAAUUAACUAUUCUACAAGAUAAAAAUAGAGAUGUUGCUUUGAAUUCUGUUAAGAUAGUUGUUGGUGCUGAUAUGGACACUUCUGUAACUCAUACUCGGGUAGUUACAGCAACUGCUUUGGGAAUUUUUGCUUCCAAGUUACCUGAGGGUUCUCUAAAGUAUGUGAUUGAUCCACUGUGGAGCUCUCUAACCUCUUUGUCUGGUGUCCAACGGCAGGUUGCAUCCAUGAUACUUAUUUCUUGGUUCAAGGAGAUUAAGAACAUGAGUUUGUCUAAAAUCCCUGAUGGUAUUCCAGCUGCCCUCAGAGAUUGGUUGCUGGACUUAUUAGCUUGCUCUGAUCCAGCUUUCCCCACUAAAGGUUCACAUCUUCCUUAUGCUGAGCUUUCAAGAACUUAUUCAAAGAUGCGUGGUGAGGCUGGUCAAUUGCUUAAUGCUGUCAAGUCUUCUGGUAUGUUUAAUGAGUUAUUGGAAACUACCAAAAUUGAGUUGGAUAGCGUAAGUGUGGAUGAUGCUAUUGGUUUUGCAUCAAAGAUUCCAGCAUUUUGUAAUGAUAGUUCUACAAACGAAUCAUUGGGAAAGAACACAAUGGAUGAUAUUGAAUCCUCAAAACAGAGGCUCUUGACAACUGCUAGCUAUUUGAAAUGUGUACAGAGUAAUCUGCAUGUUACAGUCACAUCUGCUGUUGCUGCAGCUGUUGUUUGGAUGGCUCAAUUUCCUACACGACUCACCCCUAUCAUUUUGCCUUUGAUGGCUUCAGUCAAACGAGAGCAGGAGGAAAUAAUUCAAGUGAAGUCAGCUGAGGCCCUUGCUGAGCUAAUGUAUCACUGUGUUACUCGUAGACCUUGCCCCAAUGAUAAAUUAAUUAAAAAUAUAUGUAGUUUAACUUGCAUGGAUCCCUCUGAGACUCCUCAAGCUAAAUCCAUCUGUUCCAUUGAGAGUAUUGAUGACCAAGGUUUGCUAUCGUUUAAAACUCCCGUGAGCAAACAGAAGUCUAAGGUCCAUGUUCUAGCUGGUGAAGAUCGAUCGAAGGUCGAGGGAUUUAUAAGUAGACGUGGAUCUGAGCUAUCCUUGAGGCUUCUAUGUGAGAAGUUUGGUGCUUUGUUAUUUGAUAAGCUUCCUAAGCUGUGGGAUUGCCUUACUGAGGUUCUUAAGCCAAGCUCCUCUGAGUCCCUACUUGCCACUAAUGAAAAGCAAGUUACUGCUGCUAUUGAGUCUAUCUGUGAUCCUCAAACCUUGAUUAACAAUAUCCAGGUGGUGCGGUCUGUUGCUCCCAUGUUAAAUGAGGAGUUGAAACCAAAACUUUUGACACUUCUCCCAUGUAUUUUCAAAUGUGUUCAGCAUUCACAUGUUGCAGUUAGAUUAGCUGCUUCACGCUGCAUUACUUCAAUGGCCCACUCAAUGAAAGUGAAAGUUAUGGGAGCUGUGGUUGAAAAUGCUAUCCCUAUGUUGGAAGAUGCAUCAUCAGUUCAUGCUCGGCAAGGAGCUGGCAUGUUGAUUAAUUUUCUUGUUCAGGGUCUGGGUGUAGAGUUAGUCCCUUAUGCUCCUCUAUUGGUGGUUCCACUUCUAAGAUGCAUGAGUGAUUGUGAUCAGUCUGUCAGAAAGAGUGUGACCCAUAGUUUUGCUGCUCUUGUACCUUUACUUCCUUUAGCGCGAGGUCUUCCCCAACCAAUUGGAUUAGGGGAAGGUGUAUCUAGAAAUGCAGAAGACUUACAUUUUCUGGAGCAACUCCUUGACAACUCUCAUAUUGAAGAUUAUGAGUUGUGCACUGAAUUGAAAGUAACAUUGAGAAGAUAUCAACAGGAAGGCAUAAAUUGGUUAGCUUUUCUAAAGCGUUUCAAGCUUCAUGGAAUUUUAUGUGAUGAUAUGGGGCUUGGAAAAACACUUCAAGCAUCAGCCAUUGUAGCCUCUGAUAUAGCAGAGCAUCGAACUCCAAUUGGGAAUGAUGAUCUUCUGCCAUCUUUAAUUAUUUGCCCAUCAACACUAGUUGGGCACUGGGCCUUUGAGAUAGAGAAGUAUAUUGAUGUUUCAGUGAUAUCUAGUCUUCAGUAUGUUGGUUCUGCUCCUGACCGAAUGCUUCUCCGUGAUAAUUUUUGCAAGCAUAAUGUCAUUAUAACAUCAUAUGAUGUUGUCCGUAAAGAUAUUGAUUAUUUGGGACAGCUGUUCUGGAAUUACUGUAUUUUAGACGAAGGACAUAUAAUCAAGAAUGCUAAGUCUAAGGUUACACUUGCUGUAAAGCAGUUGAAAGCCCAGCACCGUUUAAUAUUGAGUGGGACACCAAUCCAGAAUAACAUAAUGGACUUGUGGUCUCUUUUUGAUUUUCUGAUGCCUGGAUUUCUUGGAACAGAGAGACAGUUCCAAGGAACAUACGGAAAACCACUUUUAGCUUCUAGAGAUCCAAAGUGCUCUGCUAAGGAUGCUGAAGCAGGAGCACUUGCUAUGGAGGCAUUGCAUAAGCAGGUCAUGCCUUUCCUCCUUCGAAGGACUAAGGAUGAAGUCUUGUCUGAUUUGCCGGAGAAGAUAAUUCAAGACAGAUACUGUGAUUUGAGCCCUGUACAACUUAAACUUUAUGAACAGUUUUCUGGUUCUCGUGCAAAGCAAGAAAUGUCAUCUGUUGUAACGACAAAUGAACCUGCUGCAGCAGAAGGAAGUAGCCGUAAUACUAAAGCGGCUUCACAUGUUUUCCAGGCACUCCAAUACUUGCUAAAACUCUGCAGUCAUCCAUUGCUUGUCUCUGGUGGGAAGAUUCCAGAUUCAUUCUCUGCCAUAUUCUCGGAACUGUUUCCUGCUGGCUCUGAUGUCAUUUCGGAACUUCACAAACUCCAUCACUCCCCAAAAUUAGUCGCUCUUCAUGAGAUUCUUGAAGAGUGUGGAAUUGGAGUUGAUGCUUCAGGUUCUGAGGGUACAGUCAGCAUUGGGCAGCACAGGGUCUUGAUAUUUGCUCAACAUAAGGCUUUCCUUGAUAUAAUUGAAAGAGAUUUGUUUCAGACACACAUGAAGAAUGUCACAUAUUUGAGGCUGGAUGGAUCAGUUGAGCCAGAAAAGCGUUUUGAAAUCGUCAAAGCUUUCAAUUCAGACCCUACCAUUGACGUCUUGCUGCUUACAACACAUGUUGGGGGGCUUGGUCUGAACUUGACAUCUGCAGACACCCUUGUUUUUGUGGAGCAUGACUGGAAUCCUAUGCGUGAUCAUCAGGCUAUGGAUAGAGCACACAGGCUUGGCCAGAAAAAAGUAGUUAAUGUCCACCGUCUAAUAAUGCGUGGUACUUUGGAAGAGAAAGUUAUGAGCCUACAAAGGUUCAAAUUGUCGGUGGCCAAUGCUGUCAUUAAUUCAGAAAAUGCCAGUAUGAAAACAAUGAAUACAGAUCAGUUGCUUGAUUUAUUUGCAUCUGCAGAAAUCUCCAAGAAGGGGGCUUCUGUCGUGAAAAGUUCAGAGGACAACUCUGACGGAGACACUAAAUUAGUAGGCAGUGGGAAGGGGUUGAAAGCAAUACUUGGGGGAUUGGAGGAUCUAUGGGACCAAUCACAAUAUACAGAGGAGUACAAUCUGAAUCAAUUCUUGGCAAAGCUUAAUGGCUAAUAUUCUAGAUUCAUUUCAGAGUCGGAGUGUACAUAUCCAAGAGCAAGACUCCAAAUUUUGACAUUGUAACAUCAAAUUUUUUUGUCCUCCAUGCCCUUCACUCGUUUUUUGUCGUCACUUUUUGAAUACCCCAUUGCUGGCAUCUGCUCGUGUUUGCUUGUAAGCAAGUAAAUCAGUGUCUGCAUUUUACAGGGCAUUGAGGAGAGUGAGGUUUGACCGAUUGGGGGUGAUAUGUAAAGAAUUGUAGUGACGGCUUCGAGAGGGGAUGGAGUAAUUUUUAUAAUUUUUUUUUUUGGAUUUUGUAUAUAUAUAGAAUCAUUCAUAAUCAUAGUUUUAGUUGCUAACAUGAAAUACCAUGCAUCAUGCAAUGUUUUUUGAAA